This is a messenger RNA of Linum trigynum, 1144 nucleotides long. The record is from the annotation of a GenBank genome assembly. NCBI's taxonomy places the organism in Eukaryota, Viridiplantae, Streptophyta, Magnoliopsida, Malpighiales, Linaceae.
CCACGAAGUAAAAUAAACCGUUGGUGGACAGAGGAAGGGCUCCAAACAAAUCCUGCCACCAAUAAUGGCGUCGUCGACCACCGUCUCUCUUGCUUUGCCGCCAUUUCCUUCUACUGUUGCUUCCCAGGAGCCGAAGACUUAUUCCAUAGCCACUUUUAGCAGGACCCAUGAGUCGACUUCAUCGUCUUCGUUGCUGGGCACGAGGAUUUGUGUCAGCAGACGGAACAGGGAAAUUGCAGCAUUGGGAAUGGGAAGAAGCAGGGGCAGGGGUGCUGUAACUUGCUCGGCGGCGACGGCGGCUGCUUUGCCAUCCGCGCUUCUAUUCGACUGCGACGGCGUGCUUGUUGAUACUGAGAAGGACGGCCACAGGGUUUCCUUCAACGAUACUUUCGAUGAAAAGGAAUUGGGGGUCACUUGGGAUGUGGAUUUGUAUGGAGAGUUGUUGAAAAUUGGAGGUGGGAAAGAGAGGAUGACAGCAUACUUCAAUAAAGUUGGAUGGCCAGAGAAUGCUCCCAAGAGUGAAGAUGAAAGGAAAGCUUUCAUUGCUUCACUUCACAAAAGGAAGACAGAGUUGUUCAUGGCUCUCAUCGAGAAGAGACUGCUGCCUCUUCGCCCUGGCGUUGCAAAGUUGGUUGAUCAAGCUUUGGGAAAAGGGGUGCCUGUUGCUGUCUGCAGCACUUCCAAUGAGAAAGCGGUUUCUGCCAUAGUCUCCUACUUGUUGGGACCUGAGCGUGCGGAGAAGAUCAAGAUAUUUGCAGGAGAUGUAGUUCCUCGCAAGAAGCCAGACCCGGCCAUUUACAUACUAGCUGCCACCACUUUGGGUGUAGAUCCGGCAAGCUGUGUAGUGGUAGAGGACAGUGGAAUCGGGCUUGCUGCUGCCAAAGCAGCCGGAAUGAAAUGUAUCAUCACUAAGAGCGGAUACACAGCCGAUGAGGACUUUCUGAAUGCUGAUGCUGUGUUUGAUUUCAUUGGAGACCCUCCAGAAGAGCGUUUCGACUUGGCCUUCUGUGGGAGCCUGCUGGAGAAGCAAUAUGUGAGCUAGACCGUUCCAUUCACUUUUUUAGAAGCAAUUUUCUGAAUUACGUACUUCAUACCAGGUAUAAUAAUUGUAUAUUGUCAUCGAUAAUAAAGUUGAAGGAUCGUA